Molecule: messenger RNA, 474 nt
Organism: Diaporthe citri
Lineage: Eukaryota; Fungi; Ascomycota; Sordariomycetes; Diaporthales; Diaporthaceae
Exons: 1
Coding region: 1-474 (157 amino acids)
Source: RefSeq, a predicted model, not a curated record
AUGGAGCUCCCAAGCCUCAUACACUGCAGCAAGGUCCUUACCUACAGUCCAGGAUGCAUGACGAGUAUCAGCGCCGUCGCCGUCCCGGUCUUUCUCGACACAACGCCGGAGCCGGCACUCUUGUUCCAGCAGUGGGCCCGCACUUACCACUAUGGCCACCAAGCCCUGCCGACACUCUCCGUAGCUACGUGCGGUCUUUAUGCUUAUUUGACCAUGAAGAGGCGCGCCGCCCAGCAACCUUGGGUUGCCUACGCUGCUGCUGCGAUCGUGACCGUGAUCAUGGUGCCAUUCACCUGGAUCGUGAUGGUUCCUACGAACAACCUUCUCUUUAGGUUGACGGCAGAGAGUCAGGUGCAGCCUCUGAAUUUCAAGUAUGGAGGCGGCAUUACAAAGAAAGUGCAGCGCGCAAUUCUCGCUGUAGUUUGGAACGCUGAUGGAUCUACAAAGAUGGAGAUUGGAACAGAGCACUACUAG